This is a messenger RNA of Coregonus clupeaformis (lake whitefish), 2782 nucleotides long. RefSeq names its product homeobox B3a (gene hoxb3a). Gene Ontology annotation, molecular function: DNA-binding transcription factor activity, RNA polymerase II-specific; RNA polymerase II cis-regulatory region sequence-specific DNA binding. Gene Ontology annotation, cellular component: nucleus. The record is from RefSeq and is a predicted model, not a curated record. NCBI's taxonomy places the organism in Eukaryota, Metazoa, Chordata, Actinopteri, Salmoniformes, Salmonidae. Gene Ontology annotation, biological process: regulation of transcription by RNA polymerase II.
UGGUAGCCGGUAACUCCACUUUUGGAAAUGCAGAAAACGACCUACUACGACAACUCGACGCUUUUCGGAGGUUACUCGUACCAAGGGGCCAACGGCUUCGGCUAUGAUGCUCCUCAACCCGCCUUCCAGUCCGCGGCUCACCUCGAAGGCGACUACCAGAGGUCCGCCUGCUCGCUGCAGUCCCUCGGUGGCAACAGCGCCCCUCCCCAGCAGCAUGCCAAGACGAAAGAGCUGAAUGGCAGCUGCAUGCGGCCCAGCCUGCCACCUGAACACCAACCACCCCCCCAGGUGUCUCCACCCGUCAACCCCGCCAACGCCACCAGCAGCAGUGCCACCGCCACCAGCAGCAGUGCCACCGCGCAGCAGCCGGGAGGCAGCGGUGGGGCCGCCAAAUUAGCGCCCAAGACGUACACUCUGUCCACCAACCCCACCCUCAACAAGCAGAUCUUCCCCUGGAUGAAAGAGUCGAGGCAGAAUAUUAAGCAAAAAAACAGCUCUCCAAGCGCAAGUUCAGCUAACGCGGAGAGCAGCGGAGGUGAAAAAAGCCCCCCGGGUUCCGCAGCCUCCAAGAGAGCGCGCACUGCGUACACGAGCGCGCAGCUGGUGGAGCUAGAAAAGGAGUUCCAUUUCAACCGUUACCUGUGUAGGCCUCGCCGCGUGGAAAUGGCCAACUUGCUCAACCUCAGCGAGCGCCAGAUCAAGAUUUGGUUCCAGAACCGGCGUAUGAAGUACAAAAAGGAUCAGAAAUGUAAAGGGCUGGGCUCGUCAUCAGGGGGGCCCUCUCCAACCGGAAGCCCACCCCUACCCAUGCAGUCCUCAGCUGGCUUCAUGAACUCGAUGCAUUCAAUGGCAGGCAACUACGACGCCCCCUCCCCGCCAUCUUUUAACAAGUCCCAUCAAAACGCCUAUGCCAUGUCCUCAGCCUACCAAAACCCCAUGAAAAGCUCCCUCCCAACAAAGUAUGCCAACACAGCACCGGAAUACGACCCGCACGGGCUACAGGGUAACAGUGGCAACUAUGGGACUCCCAACAUGCAGGGCAGCCCCGUGUAUGUGGGAGGAAACUACGUGGAGUCGAUGCCCACCUCUGGGCCGUCCAUGUACGGCCUCAAUCAUCUACCACACCACCAGGCUGGGAACAUGGACUACAACGGUGCCACGCAGAUGUCAGCAAGCCAACACCACGGACCGUGCGACCCCCACCCGACAUACACGGAGCUGGCAGCGCACCAUCCUUCUCAGGGUAGAAUCCAGGAAGCACCCAAGUUAACUCAUCUGUAGUAGCAGGUUUGGGGAAAACUAAAUUACAACUACAAAUAACUAACCCAUGGGACGCUGCAAUGGGGUUGAAAAAAAAUAUGAUCCAGUGGUUUCUUGCCAUGGCCAAAAAAGUGUUGUCUGUUGUCUUUAUCAUUGUGCGUAUUAGUAACAUUCACUUGAACUGCGUUUUGAUUAACGGUUUACUUCCUUGAAUAUUGAGCCCUCCCUCGAAACCAAGUAAUUAAAUAGUAAUAGUUGGGCUUAAUGGACAGCUAACAAGGUGGGAGAUUUAUUACUGUCAGACCUUUUUGACUCGAUGGAACACAUGUUACGUCAACGUGGAAUUAUGUUUAGCCUGCCUCCCUGCAGUCAGCACAAAUGGCUAAGCUUGACUGACGUCAAUAUGUAUUUUUCAAUUGGUGCAAGCAAACCACUGGAUUGUUUUAGAUUACUUCCCUUAUUCAUAUUACCUCUCUUUGGAAAUGUCUCACUAACCCACUGUCCUGUGACAUUUUUUACAUGUCCUCGCCAAACAUUGUGGCUUCAAGGGAAGAGCUCUUUCAGCAUCACACAGAUGCAUAGUAGGCCUACACCCCUACUGGGUUUAUGGUGUUUGGGUUCAGAUUGCUAUGCUAUGCUAGCUAACAUCUAUAAACAAACACAAACACACACACGAGGACAUAUGGUGUUAUAUCAUCGUCACAGGGUAAAAAGGAGUUGAGAACUCUUGAAAACUAUGAUAGGCUCAUUGCCCCCUCCCCCCCCUCUCCCCCUCCCUCCCUACUCUCUCUCUCCCUACUCUCUCUCUAUUUUUCUCUAUCACUCCCUACUCUCGCUCUCCCUACUCUCUCUCACGCUCUCUCUUUCAAUCUAUAGGGUUUACUUACAUUAGCCAUGACUAAUGCGAAAGGCCCACAUUUUCUCAUGUCUUGACUUAACGUGGAAACAGGGUAUAUUUGAACAAAAUGCAUGUCCGGGAACCAAGCUGAAGUGUAGGUUUACACUAAUGCUUUCUCGUCUGGGCAUCAUUGUUGCACUUAGAGUUUACAUUUUGAUGGUUAAGGAAAAAAUACAUCUUAUUUUGGAAACGGAAGACCUCCAAUCAGCGUCUUUCGCAAUGUGUGUUCAAGUGAACAUUCAUAAAUAUAUAUUUAUUUGUUAUAGCCAGUUUAAAUACUUUCUUUUUGUAUUAUUUAUCCCCCAUGUAUUUAUAUCAAGAAAAAAAUGUACUUUUUUAGUAUUUACCUGUUAUAAAGACGUUGUGUUCUUGUCAUUGUAACGAAUUAAUUUUAGUUAUUGUAUUUUAGAAAUAAAUAGUUUUAUGUUACCCUUGUACAUAAAUAAUGUAUUGACUUGUACAGGGGGCGCGAGGACGGAAUCAGACCGUUCCUGCAUAGUCGAGAAUUAGACGAAAUAUAGCUAAACACUUUUGGAGAACUUCCUUUGUCCUUUGUAGCUCCUUUUAUUUCAUUGUUAAGAGUUGUCUGUUGAACAAUUCUUUAAUAAAAUGUUAUGUUAUUCA